AUGAUCGAAGCUAAUGAUGAAACACCCCUUUACUUCAACAGAAAAACCAUCACAGAAACAAACGUGAGCUCAGAUAUGUUGAAAAAAUGGAAUGAUAACCAGACGAAUUCACGAACAUCACUUAAAGAUAUACAUUUAAGAAAAAGUAUGAACAAAGCAUACUCAUCCCCUGUGGAAUUUCAAAAAAAAAAUUCUAUAAGUGAACAAGUAGAAGAAAAUAAAAUACAAGAGGGAAGACGUAGUACACACUUGGUGAACCAAACAGCAGUAUUUUUAUCUGAUGAUCAGAGGAAAAGUGUUCAUACAAAUGAACAUGAAUAUGACACUCCCAUGGGAGAAAAAUCUUCUGAAUUAGACGCAGCAAAGAAUAAAAGGAAAAAUAGCAAUGUGUACAAAAGCUCGACCAAAGAAGUAUACGAGAAAAUUCCAUCAAAUAAUAUAUUAAACAAGUUGACGAAAACUUUACUCAUGGGUAUCCAAGAGAAAGUGCAAAUAGGAAUAAAAAAACGGGAUAACAAAGAGAAACAUAAAGGGAGGGUAUGUUCAAAUUCAGAAAAUAGAAAUCAAAAGUUGUGGUCUACAAAGGACCAGGUUAGAGACACAACUCAGAAUGGAAAUAUUUCUAAGAAAGGGAGCCAUGAAGUGAUAUUCCAAAGAAUUGGGAAAUUCGAACGAUCAAGGAGAGGUGAUAAAACUGAUCUUGCUUACAAUAGUGCGAGUUGUCAGAACUCAAAGGAUAUGGCUAAGACUGAAAGGAAGAAGGAAAAAAAACAAGAACAAGGCAAAGAAAAAACAUUUUACGUAUAUGAAACGGAAGGGUACAUUCCACGAGCAUGUGAAAACACUGUCUUCAAAGGAUUAGAGGAACAACAAAGAGAUGAACAGCAAACGAAAAAUAAAAAUGUUUGCUUUGCGGACGAGAGAGGAAAUAAUAACUUUGAUUAUGUAGAAGUAUCACAACCUGAACAAUUAUAUAUUCAUCACAGUUUUCAGAGUUCCCCCAAUCCUUACUAUCUACAAGGAACAGUUAAUGCAAUUCCAAGUAGCAACCAUCAAAUGAUGAAUGAUGAAUUAGAAAAAUCACAUGACAUGGCUUUUAAUACAGGACAGGGAGAAGUUAUAUUGUACGGUGCAACAUCUCCACAUGUUCCAGUAGGACACUCAUCACUCAGUGUAGACAGAUCUGCAUCCAUUUCGAAUUUAGGGAAUUCUGCUGCCUAUGAUAUGUAUGGCUAUCAGCUGGGAUACACAGAUUAUGAAGGAAAAUCACGAUAUCAGAGUCAUGGGGUGGGGCUGAAUGUGCAUCCGAGCCAUGGGAGGCAGAUAGCAUAUCCAAACUACACGAACUACAAUGUGAGAGAAGGUUCGUCCGUGCCCAGAGUAGCACACGUCCCCAAGAGUGCAUUAAUCAGGAGCAAAACAAUUGAUUUUAAAAAUAGAGUGAUUGAUUCAGAAAACAAAAUUUGUAAUAUGAUGGAUCUUCCAACAUUGCCCACUUCUUCGAAAAAAAAGUUUUUUUGUAAUAGAUCCUUGAAAAAUAAUGAACAAAAAGAUCUAAAUCAAUCGAAGGAAUACAAAACUGAAAUUUUAAUUUAUCAGAAUGAACAUUUAAAGAGUUAUAAAAAGAAUUCACUUGAAAAAGGUGUAAAGAAAAAAAAAAAAAAAAAAAAAAAAUCUCGUUCUCCUUUGAUUUUCACUAAUAAAGGAACAAUCUUCCCAUCUAAUACCAAUGUCUUCAUUAGAACCAAGUCCUUACAACCAUUUAGAAGUAAUAAAAAAAAUUGUUCUAUAUCUCCUUUAAAAAAUAUUUCAUUUGGACGACAGACAUCAGUUCCACUAAGUACUCAAUCGAGGGGACUUCAUACUAUUCCAGAUUAUACACAAGAAAUUUCGUAUACAUAUCCAUCAAAGAAUAAAAAUAUGAACGGAUGGGACAAAGGUCCUCAAGUUAUAAAAUCAUUUACUUCUACAGUUCCUUAUGGAACUCACCAAAAUAGUGUCAUUAUACAGCAACAUAAGAAUCUAUCCGAUUCAAACAAAAUCAGAUUUAGUGAUGAUUCAAAAAGUUACCUUAAUAAGUGCUCCACUGAGGCGUCUAGUAAGACAUCAGAUAAUGGAUCAACUUUGAAUAACCAUGUAAAAUCUUUGAAUGCAAAAAUUGGAAGACUCAACAGCCGGAUUCGUUCUAUUAAUGCGGAGAAGUGGAACCUCAGCGAAUUGGCUAGAAUGUACAAGAACGAAUGCAAUCGUCUGCGCGAAGUCAUUGUGAAGAACAAAAAGGUGCACUACGACCCGUUAAACUUCCGUAAAAUAAAUUAUGAACAAAUGAAUGCAAAACUGGAAGAGGAAAAUGAAAAAUUGCGGAACCAAAUGAAAGUAUUAGGAAAGGCAAUUCUAUCAAGUUACGAUAUAAAUGGGAUUAAAAAAAUUCUCGCGAGACAAAUCGUGAAUUUGAAUGAAGAGAAUGAAAAAUAUAGACAUGAAAUUAAAUUGUUGCAUAAACAAAAGGACGUCAAUCGUGAAAUUCUCUUCAAUCUUAAUAGAGGAGAUGUCUCAGUUGAUGCCAUUGAUAGCGUUUUUAUGCAAACUAAGAAUGUCAUUAUAGAGGGACACCAAACCAUGAAUGUAUUCUACUUGAACCUUAAGAACCUCAUCGAAGAAUUUUUUCAAAAAAUUAAGUUUCUCAUAAUGGAAGAUGACUAUUCAAAAAAUGAAAAACUUAUGUAUGUGACGAGUCUGGAAGAGCUAGUCAACGAAAAUUUUGAGGAGAUAAAGCACAUAGUUGUUAAGAUAAAUGAGUUACGAAAAAAAAUGAAGGAUGUAAAAGCCCACAUUUUUGAUACGGAUAGAAGCAAUCCCAAUUGUUCGUGUAAACCUUCAAGGAUAAUUUUAGAGGACGACAUCAAUCACCUGGAGGAAGAAUUGCAUAAUCAUUCGAUCAUGCUAAAAAAUUUAAGAAAAAAAAAUUUGUCCCUUUGUUUAAAUAAUUUGCACUGUCAGUUUAAUCAUGAGAAACAAAAAUCCGAUCAAAUCAUGGGAAAGGAUCCACUCAAUUUGGAAGACAAGGACGUAAACGUAAAUGACAACAGUGAUGGUUCGUACCAUAGCAAGCUGCACGAAAAGGAUGUACCCAUGGAUCUAGAAUUCCAUAAAUAUCCAAAAUUUCCAGAACUUCCAAAAAUUGUAAAAGGUGAAAAUCAUCGUUUCACGCAAGCAGAUUGUACAGAGGUUGCUAAGCGUUCAAAGGAAUGCAAUAAGGAGGAAAAAAAAAAUAAAAUAAAUGUCAAACAUCAUACAAAAGACAUAUCAUCCAACACUUCCUCAUCAUCUUGUUUAUCAUCUUCUGAUGAAAGUGGAAGCGAAAUGUGGGAAAAUAAAAACUGGCUAAGCGAAGAAGAAAUGGAACGAAGCAAAAGGAAGAUGAUCGAACUACUAGCUCUACUCAAAGGAAAGCACAAUGAAGACUUGGUGGAAAACACGAAGAACUAUGUUAACUCCUUUGGGGAAUAUAAAUCAAAUAACAAGUAUAAUUUACAAAAAAUUUACGACAAUUUGAAGGCUAUAAGAAACACCAUAAAGAACACAGACGAUGAUACAGAAAAGAACAUUCUCGAUUUGAUUGAAUCCCAAGCGAAUGAAAUAAAAAUAUUGGGAAACUGUGUUGAUAAUUUAAAGACGACCAUGGCACCAUAA
Plasmodium gonderi is the source of this 3693-nucleotide messenger RNA. RefSeq names its product conserved Plasmodium protein, unknown function. Bases 1 to 3693 code for a protein of 1230 amino acids. The record is from RefSeq and is a predicted model, not a curated record. NCBI's taxonomy places the organism in Eukaryota, Apicomplexa, Aconoidasida, Haemosporida, Plasmodiidae. The transcript is spliced from 13 exons.